AUCCUCCUUUACGCCUUCCAAUAUUCUAUCGCGCGACAUCUCCUCUCGCCUUCUUUGCGGCUUGUCACAUCUUGAGCUGCGUCUCCAAUCACGACAUUGAAUGCCCACAGACUCACAUCGAUAUCACAUCACAUACCGAGAGACCUCACGCCUCGAACAUGCAGUAGCGACGACUCAUUGCCCUUUUUCCUGUUACAUUCUUUUUCAUUCGCCUGGAGCACUUAAUUAUUUCUCGUAGAACGUCUGGCUACGUUCAAAUUGGCUGUACAUAAUCUUGCACAUAAACCUUUCAUACCCCGUUGCGUAUCAACUCGCAAAAUCUCAGACCGUGGCAUACUUUGCCGCAUUCGCAAUCCGCAGUCGGUGCACUCUAAACAAGGAUCGAGCGAUCAAUAAGCGAUUAUGACGCCCAGAACGCCCAACAGUGUUGGGGAGCCGUCCACUCCGACCAAGGUCCAACCGUUGUUGUCUGCGCGACCACGCCCAAGUUUCUCCGGCGUUAAGGCAGCCGAUGCAUCAUUAAAGCUCGCCCAUCCACGCUCCCCGCAACCGCCGCAGACGAGCGUCCACUGCCCCCAGAACGCGCCGAAUAAUGCCUCACGAUCGGUAACAACGACGGAUUUAGGCGGUGCGCCCGCGACAUCCGAAUCCUUCUCAUCCGCCUCACCUUCGGACAAACCAUCCCCGUCGGCACUGCUUACCACAUCUUCGUCAAUCGAGAACCUCACGACUCUGCCACAACUACCUUCGUUUGGCGAGCACCGCGUGCGAAAACACCGCAAGAACGCUUGUUCCUUUGACUCGGCUGUGCCCCGCCAGACUAUUCUGAAGGCGCUGCAAUCGCGCCCACCGACGUCAGAGUCCAUGGAUCAGGUAAUCAUGGAGGGAAAGAGCGCAGGAGCGAUCGAAGAAGGGAAGACGCGCCGGUCCAAGAGCAUCACCCAACAGCGACUGGCCGAGGCCAUUUCAGAACUCAAGCUGCACCACUCGGACGACCUCGCUAUAAGCAAGAUGGCCACGCUUGCAUCGCCAUGUUUUUUCCACAAGAAGUUCGACAAGGCCGUCAACCUAGAGAGGGUGCUGGAAGAUAUGGCCGAGGAUGAUACGUUAUCGCAUUCGCGACUCAUGCAGACGGCAUUUGGCGUCCGCGAGAUCGCGAAGCAGCUCCAGCGCCGGCCCAUCAAGAUGACGAUGCGCAACAUUAUGAUCGUUACCAAGGCGCGCGACAAUAACCUAGUGUAUCUCACGCGUGAGCUGGCGGAAUGGUUACUCAACACGCCUCGUUACGGGUCAGAUGUCGGAGUCAACGUCUACGUGGAUCAUAAGUUGCGCACGUCGAAGCGCUUCGACGCAGCUUCUCUGGUAGCCAAAGACAGCCGUUUUGAGCAGAGACUCCAUUACUGGACCCCAGAUCUUUGCUGGGAGUCUCCCGAAAUAUUCGACCUUGUCCUUACACUUGGCGGCGAUGGCACUGUUCUCUUCACGUCCUGGCUUUUCCAGCGCAUUGUUCCUCCAAUCAUGCCGUUCGCCCUCGGCAGUCUUGGUUUUCUGACCAACUUCGAGUAUCCGCAGUACAAAGAGGCCUUGGGCAAGGUUAUGGGCGACGCCGGCAUGCGCGUAAACCUCCGUAUGCGUUUCACCUGCACUGUCUACCGCUACCAGAAGAACGCCGCCCCCGAUUCACCUCAACACAUCGAAGCUGAGCAGUUCGAAGUGCUUAACGAACUCGUCAUCGACCGCGGCCCAUCACCCUACGUUUCAAACCUCGAACUUUAUGGCGACAACAAUCUCCUCACCGUCGUGCAAGCAGACGGCUGCAUCUUCUCCACGCCCACUGGCUCGACAGCGUACUCUUUAUCCGCUGGUGGCUCCCUUGUGCAUCCCGAUAUCCCUGCCAUCUUACUCACACCGAUAUGUCCGCACACGCUCUCCUUCCGCCCUAUGCUGCUCAACGACAGCAUGCUCCUGCGCAUUGCCGUGCCUCGCAAGUCCCGCGCGACAGCAUACUGCGCCUUCGACGGCAAAGGCCGCGUCGAACUGCGUCAGGGCGACCAUGUCACUAUCGCUGCCUCGCAGUAUCCGUUCCCUACUGUGUUGUCGCAACCUACAGAGUGGUUUGACAGUAUCAGUCGGACACUGAAAUGGAACACUCGUGGUGCGACACAGAAGGCGUGGGAUGGAGAUGAUGACGAAGAGGGCGAGGAGGAACAUGAGGCUGUGUUCGAUAUCGACUUCGAUAAUGACGAUGUUGAUCGCGACUCGGGUUAUAGUUGUGAUGGGUCGACGGCCGAUGGGCGGGGAAGUCCAAUGAGGAAGGGCGUCAUUCUCCCGUUCAUGUAGGUUAUGCACUUCGGAAAUGAUGAGCGAUGAGAGGUGUAUGGGUGUUUGGUGUUGACUGUCCUUCUUCUGACAACCUUGGGAAUCGGCUCACGCUGCUGCUGCUUGGGCAGGUCCCGGUGGUUCUUGACAUAGGGUUGUGUGUUUUGUCUUUUCAUUGUUAUCCUUCGAUUUGGAUAAUUUCACAUAUGGUUCACUUGUGCAGCAGGCGAAGAUUUUGUUCGAUCUAUGAUAUCCUAGUUCGUUGUAGAUACUUGCUUAGAAAUACAUAGAAAUUGGGUCUGGCAAGAAGGACUCGUUUAGCAU
This is a messenger RNA of Dothidotthia symphoricarpi CBS 119687, 2643 nucleotides long. Its product is annotated as ATP-NAD kinase. The transcript has a single exon. Gene Ontology annotation, molecular function: NAD+ kinase activity. Gene Ontology annotation, biological process: NAD+ metabolic process; NADP+ biosynthetic process. The coding region runs from base 403 to 2340 and encodes 645 amino acids. The record is from RefSeq and is a predicted model, not a curated record. Lineage: Eukaryota; Fungi; Ascomycota; Dothideomycetes; Pleosporales; Dothidotthiaceae.